AUGCUCCAGGGAAAAACUUCUAAAGGAGAGUUCAAGGGACAUGUUUGGAUUACAAAUCCAACAAUUUUACAACCUCCUCAAGUCCCACAAAAUCAACCAUCUGAGCUAGAGAGAGCAUUGAUACAGUUGACAAAGACAACAGACACAUUCAUGAAUGAGACAAGGGCUCAUCACAAAAAUCAGGAUACAUCUCUCAGAAACUUGGAAAACCAGAUUGGUCAAUUGUCAAGACAACUUGAAGAAAGGACUAAAGGCCAGUUUCCAAGUAACACAAUAGUCAAUCCGCGAGAAGAAUGCAAGUCAAUUGUUACAAGAAGCAGAAUUGUGAUCACUCCUCAAGAAAAACCAAAAGCGGUUCAGAAAAAGAAGGCAAAUGAUCUAGUCAUUGAACUGGAGCAAGAAAAAAAGAAGGAAACACCUGCAAAAAAAGACAAAGAGGAGGCAAAGGAGAAAGCUUCAGAUAUUCCAAAGAAGCAAUGGGAUUUUUCUCGCUUUCAGAAACCACCUUAUCCCAUAAAGUCAAGGCAAGCACAGAAGCAACAACAUGCCAGGUUUUUAGAAAUAUUUAAAAAGUUGCAAAUAAAUAUUCCCUUUGCUGAAGCUUUAGCUAACAUGCCUAACUAUGCUAAAUUUAUGAAAGAACUCUUGUCUAGAAAGCAUAAGUUGCAGGAAUUUGAAAUAGUGGCUCUCACAAAGGAAUGCAGUGCCAUAAUUCAGAAAAAGUUUCCACCAAAGCUUCGAGAUCCAAGAAGUUUUAACAUCCCGAUUGCGAUAGGCAACAUUAAUGUUGGCCGGGAAUUAUGCGAUCUUGGAGCAAACAUCAACCUCAUGCCGCUGUCCGUGAUGAAGUCUCUCAGAAUUUUCGAGUUGAAGCCGAUAAUGGUAUCUCUCCAACUUGCUGACAGAACGUUGAGAAGACCAAACAAAGUUAUUGAAGAUGUGUUGGUCAAGGUGGAAAAGUUCAUCUUCCCUGCUGACUUCGUAGUACUUGACAUGGAAGAAGAAGGAAACAUGUCUCUUCUGUUGGGUAAACCAUUCCUCGCUAUAGCAAGAGCCAUAAUUGACGUGGAGAAAGGAAAGCCAGAGCUGAGAAUGGAUGACAAAAAGGUCACAAUCAAUGUGUUCGAUGCAAUGAAGCAUGCUGAAGAUAAUAACGACUGCUUCCGGGUGGAAAUUCUUAAAGAACUUUUCCUUGGAAAGGAAGAAGAUCAGACUCUUGAUGAAGAGAAGGAAUUCUUCGAUGAAAAUCCUCCGAAGGAAGAUGCUGAAAUUCCAACGGAAGAGUUGAAAAAGAAAGAGUCAGACAUCACUACAGAAACACCAAAGGUGGAGUUAAAAGAACUUCCACCUAAUUUAAAAUACGCCUCCUUAGGAGAUGAGGAGACGUAUCCUGUCAUCAUCAACAAUGAUUUAUCAGAGACUGGAGAAACCAAGUUGACGAAAGUGCUCAAAGAUCACCAAACAGCCAUAGGAUGGUCCAUCUCUGAUCUAAAAGGAAUCAAUCCUUCCUUCUGCACUCCUAAAAUACUGAUGAAAGACAACAUUAAACCUGUGAGACAACCUCAGAGACGACUAAAUCCUACCAUGAAAGAGGUAGUUUGA
Gastrolobium bilobum is the source of this 1602-nucleotide messenger RNA. RefSeq lists its product as uncharacterized. The transcript has a single exon. The record is from RefSeq and is a predicted model, not a curated record. The coding region runs from base 1 to 1602 and encodes 533 amino acids. Lineage: Eukaryota; Viridiplantae; Streptophyta; Magnoliopsida; Fabales; Fabaceae.